Messenger RNA from Pseudoliparis swirei, 1101 nucleotides. It is a transcript of the gene fxyd3, whose product is annotated as FXYD domain containing ion transport regulator 3. The coding region runs from base 135 to 401 and encodes 88 amino acids. Gene Ontology annotation, cellular component: membrane. Gene Ontology annotation, biological process: regulation of sodium ion transmembrane transporter activity. Lineage: Eukaryota; Metazoa; Chordata; Actinopteri; Perciformes; Liparidae. The transcript has 8 exons. Gene Ontology annotation, molecular function: sodium channel regulator activity. The record is from RefSeq and is a predicted model, not a curated record.
CGUGGGCAGGGUGUUGGCGAAGCUCCGCUUCUGGGUCACAUAUCCGCCUCCUCGAGACGAGCUGCCUCGUUGUGUGCGCGCGUGCCGUCUCGAGAACUCAGCGUGCUGUCAGGUAAACGACCUCCAGCGUAAAGAUGUCAAAGGUCGGUGCUCUGCUGCUGAUGACACUCGUGUCCCUGGUGGCGGCCGAGGAACAGACAAUGGAGGAGGACCCCUUCACCUUCGACUACCACCGGCUGCGUGUCGGAGGCCUGAUCCUCGCCGCUGUGCUUUGUCUCAUUGGCAUCACCAUCCUGUUCAGUGGCCACUGCAGGUGCAAGUUCAACCAGGACAAGAGGAGGAGGACAGGAAGCAAUGCUCAGCAGAUGCUCUCCGACCAAGGUCGCUCCGGCGAGUGCUAGAUGUCGACCAGAACACACACACCGACUUCCCCAACCUGCAACCAACCGAUGAGGAGGAGCAGGAAGAGGAGGAAGAGGAGGAGGAGGAGGAGUUGAUACAACCAAGGAGAUUGUUUUUUCAUUGUUUUGUUUUUUUACAUUGUUUAAGAGCAACAGAAAGUAGUGUGUGUGUGUGUGUGUGUGUGUGUGUGUGUGUGGACCGGCUGUGAGGGGGGAUGCUCUCUGCCUGUUAUCUCAGCUACUGAUCUGCUGCCUACACACACACACACACACACACACACACACACUAUUCACUUUAAUUUCAAUCCACUUGAAACAUGUUCGGUCUUUAGAAAAACUAGAAUAUAAAGCGUUUUGAGAAUUUAAGGCUUUGUCCUUCACGGUUGAUCUAAAAAGUGACAUCGUGCAACAGCUAACACACUUAUUACCAAAAAAUCCUCAAGUUUCCGUCUGUCUCGUUGCCUUGUGUGUGUAAGGUAGAAAUCGAUGUAGAUUUUAGUCUCAUCCUGUGACCACCUAACCCUCUGUCCAUGCUUCAGUGUCACAUACAUGAACCACAUAGUCUCCAGGGUUCACAGUGCUGUCGAUUCAUGAUAAUCUGUUAAUGUUUAGCUUCAUGGAGGAAAGUAGUGGAUUGCACUGUUCAGAGAUACAGCCAGACUCUGUCAUGUUUCUAUAAAAUAAUUGUUGAAACCAACAA